CUCGUCUCUGCACUUUCCACUCAAAGAGCCAAAUACCGCCCUUCUCUCUCCUAUCGCCUCAACCGAAAAACCGAAAACAAUACCCAUAACCUCAGGAACUCACUAGCACAAGUUGCCGGAUUCUACGGUCAUUCCGGCAAUGAGCAAGAAGAAGUCAUCCUCUCGCGGGGGCAGUAGUUCGUCUUCCCGCCGCGGUGGCGCUGCCUCUGCUCGGGGGGGUAAAGGCGCUGGUGGUCGGAAUGGGAGUAAUGAUUCUGCUCGGAAUAACAAAGUUAGCCCUGGGCCAUCUUCCAAAACUCCUUAUGUUCCCGCAGUGUCCCCGCUUUCAUACACAUCUGAGGGGCCCGAUCUGUCCGAGGUGUCUGACCCUUCUAUGGUGGUCCUAUUGAAGCUCCUGUCGAAGAAGGACGAAACUACGAAAUCGAAAGCCUUAGAGGAUCUACAAGUGAAAAUUGCGGGCUUGGAGGACGUGGAGGAUAUAGUUCUCGCGGCUUGGAUUCGAUUAUAUCCCAGAUUAUCAGCGGAUAUCUCGGUAGGCGUACGUCGGCUAGCCCACACCGUCCACGGAAUUAUUUCGCAGAAGAGUGGAAAGAGGGUUGCUAGACACAUGUCAGAGGUCGUAGGACCCUGGCUGGCUGGGCUGUACGAUAGCGACCGAGGUUCUGCGAGGGCGGCGGGGGAGUCGCUGAACGCGGUAUUCGGUACACAGGAGAAGAUACGGAAUGUCUGGGCGGCAUACCAACCAGAUAUUUUGGACUAUUGCUCUAACGUUCUUAAGAAUGAGACUGUGGGUUCAUUGAGUGAUGAGAGACAGGUUUCUUCCGACGAGGCGGAGUCUAAGUUUGCGAGAGUUAUAGCUACUUGUGUUCACACGGUUGCGCACCUUAUCUGUCAAUUGCCGCCGGAAGAGAUCGAAAAGCAGUCUGGGAAAUAUGAGGACCUUCUUGAGAUGGCUCACCUCUGGGAGUUUGGGGGCUAUGACGAUCCGUAUCUCCGGAGGUCCAUCUAUAGACUACUCAGGACGUGUUUGGUAAACCAAGAGGGCUUUAUUUUAUUAAGUUUGGAGGUGGUGGCCAACGCCCUGAUGGUAAAGGCAUUAAUGUCGCCUCAGACUGGUUCUGUCACAGAGCUAUUAGAUGCGAUCCUAGACCUGACUUCGCACACGUACAAAGCCUGGAUAUCGGUGACACCUCCCCGGCAAAAAGCAUCGCUUUCUCUUGUGGUAGAGUUCAUAAAAUGUGGGAGCCAGGGCGGGUCACCGGAGUAUUGGCAUAAGGUUUCAAAAAUGAUUACGUUGAUGCCUCGAGAAAUUCUCCCGAAAGAUGUCGAAGGGGUCACUGAACUCAUAACGGGUGUUCUGGAUGGGAUAUGGAGUGGGCCCGAGCCGAGGUCACACAUAACUGCCGCCUGGGGUGCAUACUUCCGGGUUUGCUAUCAUAUGAUGGCGACAGGAGAAGUUGAUACUCAGGAUGAAGUUACUGCCUAUCUCCUGAGAGACGCACUAUAUCCUGUUUUUGAAGGGUUUUUACUGAAAAAUGUCGAGAAUGCACAGUUCAAAUUGCCGUAUUUUGGAGCUGAAAUAUGUGCUACUGGGAUUGCUAUGGCAGGGGCGAUGGCGGAUGCUCAAAUCGCUAAUCUUGUCGUGAAAGAAAUUUGGGAGAAGCUCGAGAGAUCUAUAGCGGGUAAUAUUAGUUCUGAUACCGAUCAGAGAGCAGACUCUCCAGAUAACCGUGUAAAUCGCUGGCAUGGGUGGGUUGACUUCUCGGCAGAGAUUCUUCAGAGGGAUAGUAAUUGUGUGGUUGAUCUUGUGAAAGAGAGCAUUGUUAAGAUAUUUCUUUUGAGUCUGGAUCGCGUCAUCAAGGAAAAAGGAGAAAAUGUCGAAAUUACUUCAUUGUUGGAAUCUUUACUCAUGCGAUGUCCGAAGCUUCUAAAGAUUGAGGAAGUGAAAAAGUCUGUCGCAUCAUUUUUCGCAGAUCAUGCCCCGGAAUUCAUGUCAUCACCCUCAUGGAGGCAAGUGUUGUCUGGGCUUAUAGCUUGCGCUAAGAAAGCCGCUGGAGAAGAAUCAUUUCAGAGAGCCUGGGACAAGAACAUUAGCGCACUAUUGAUUUCAUCCUUAGCGAGGGAAAGAAAGGAGACCGCAGUAUUUCAGCUUCUGAAGUCGACUCCUACAUUGCUCCAAGGGAAACUGCCAUUUGUCCAAGAAUUGGACACUUAUGUGGUGAAUAAAAUGCGGGAGAGCAUUAACACGGACAACACUAUAGGCUGGGGAAUAAUGAGGGCGGCCAUGGCUUCCUCAGGAACAGUCAUUUCCGAGGCGACGAUCUCGACAAUGUUUCUGGAGCUGUUAAAUAAUCUCUCCCCUGAGGAAGAAGAUCGCACUAUGAGGGUUCUCAAGCAGCUCAGAUUAGUGCCAAAAGAAGCCUUGGCAGAGUUUGCGCGCUCGGAGAAUGGUGUUGGGUUCUUAUCUACGUUGCUCGUCCUGACAGGGUCUCCUUCGGAUGAGAUUGCGAUUGCCGCAGGAAGACUAAAUAAGAUCCUCGAGAAGGAACUAUCUAAUAGCUCGGGGGUUCUUGUUAGUUCUUUGUUAGAUGUCCUGUUAGAAAGUGUUCUCGAACCGAAGGACUCUGAUCCUGGUCUUAACUUUCUGGCUGAGAGGGCGCACGAUUUGGUCCAUCGGGUUCCGGAAGAUGAGCAGGUAGCGCUUAUCGAGAAAGUUCUUUUUAAUGAGGAUCAAUGGAGGUCUAGUUUGAGCCCGUUCUUGAAGAAAGCUCCAAAGCUGUCAUUAGCUAUCUCUAAUCCCAUAGGUGGCGCCAUCUUUCUGGUUAAGGAUUCCCAAGAUGACGCUAGUUCGGGUGAGAUAGCUCGCGAUCCGGACGGUCUGUCUAGAGUUCUGCGGAUGGCUGUAUUUAUUAUCGAGUUUCUCAAAACCGUGGGAGCCCAUGAAAGGAAGGAUGAAAAAGCUGCGCAUAUUUUGAGAGGCAUUACCGAUGAUUCGAGAGUAACCCUUCUGAAGUAUCUUAUGCUGGUUUCAGUACUAGCAAACGACAGCGUUACUAUUAGGGAAUCAAACCAUUUAUGGAAUCAGCAUUCUUCGGGAAUGGAAGCCGAGAUGCUGGAGUUUGUUUUUGAGUCUCAGCGCUUUUUCAUUGAAUCUUUGAAGCAUGAGCCAGAACCUGAGGCCGGAGGAGCAGAUAGGAUUCCUGGAUAUAUCUUUAAAUUACUGGAUUGCCUUAUGUGCAUGUCAAAGCAGGAGACCCCAGAAGGAUUCUAUUCCGCCAGGAUAUUAGAAACAAUGAUUUCCACCCUUUCCCAAGAUGGCAAGAUCUCCUCGGCGCAAUCUCAGAGCUGGCUAAAGUCAAUUGACAUCAGAAAAGGCCAAGGGAUUUAUUGCAGCACAGCUAUACUAACAGGGCUUAGCGAGUUGCUGGAGCACACUAAGGAGGCGGAGAAAUUAAGAAAUGGGUUAGCGAGUGAUAUUCCGGGCAUACCAGCCUCCGAAGCUAGAGAAGCGGGUCUACGAAAAAUCGUUUUACUAAACGCAGCGUUACCUAAGCCCGGACAGGACACACCAGCAUUACCGCAGCAGCGGGCAAUAUUCCUUAUCAAGCAUCUUCUUAGUUGGUUCGAAGAUGAGGCGUUCGCGGUGAAUCCUAGCUAUCCGGUUAUUGCGGAGGCUUCGAAGGCUAUUACUACGGUCCUGCCGGUUGUCAAGAAGCUUUACGGAGAGCAUUGGGAAUUGAUUUGCGAACAUGUGGCUAAUUGCUGGGCGAUGUGCACCGGUGCUGAAGAGACAGAUCUGCCAGUUAUUUUUACAUCGCUGAAGUUGUUCCAAGCGUUAAAGUCACUGCACAAGGAAAAUGAUGACUUUAAGGAUGCGUGGGAUGGGCAGGCUGAUGCAAUACAUGCCUCUUUGAUGGGGCUGCUUCGUAGUUCCAGAAUUGGUGAUGAACACGACCAACCUCGUAAUCUUUGUAACGCCCUCUUAGCCCGCCUUACCAAAGGGAUAGAUCUGAGGUAUAUUGGUAGCCCAGAGGAGACUUAUUCACUUCUAAAUGUCCCUUCACGCUCAAUACAAGAAGCAGCGUUCGAAAUUCUCCAUCGGCACAUCCCUUCAGUACAAGAAGAGGUGUCAGUAGAGGCGGCUUUAUCAAAAGAAGAGAACUUUGAACUCUCACUUCCUCAGGAAUUACUAUCGUUGGUUAUGGAACCCCCAACAGGUGACGGGGCACUGGAACUAGAUAGCGAAUGUGGAAUGUCUUGGAGUCUCCGUGGCUACCUUCUAACUUGGAUCCUAAUCUUCGAUCAUUUUGAAAACUCCUCCUUCAAAGUCCGAACAGCCUACGCUGAAGCCUUAAAAGACGCUGAUUUCCUGGAUCCCCUCUUUAACUACACCUUCGACAUCCUCGGGCACUCCGGCGGCAAGCCGAUCGACGCCUCCAAGCUCCCAUUCGAGACAUACACUCUCGACUCCUCACUGGAAAACAGCACAAACUCCACUUGGGAAGCCCACCGGCUACUGACACACAUCUACUACCGAGCCCUCCGUCACACCCCAUUCCUCGUCAAGCGCUGGUGGACAGAAUGCAAAUCCCGCAAAAAGGUGUUUGCGGUAGAGGUGUUUACGGAGAAGCACAUGUCGCCGCUGCUAAUCGAGCGGGAGCUCUCCUCCGUUCAAGCUUGGAUCCAAUCCCACCCCGGGGGAAGCGAAGAUGACGAAAUGGCCGUCAAGAUCCUCAAAGCCCAGACAAUCGAGGUGACAGCAACAUACCCCAUCGACGACCAGUCCAUGGAGAUGCGCGUGCGCAUCCCGCCAACCUUCCCACUGCGCCAGGUGGAGGUGGAAGGCGUGCGGCGCGUCGGCUUGACGGAGAAGGACUUCCGCAAGAUGCAGCUGGCCUCGCAGACCGUCAUCAACUUCCAGUCCGCCUCCAUCAUCGACGGUCUCGCCCUCUUCCGCAAGAACCUGGCCCUGCACUUCGAGGGUGUGGCCGAGUGCGCCAUCUGCUACUCCAUUGUGGCCGUCACCCCCGAUCGCAGGCUCCCCAACAAGGCGUGCGCCACAUGCCGGAAUAAGUUCCAUGGGACGUGCUUGUUCAAAUGGUUCAAGAGUAGUAAUUCUGCGUCUUGCCCUUUGUGUCGGACGGCGUUCUCAAUGUAUUCUUGAAGGGUUCGAUUGAUCGAGCUUCUUACUUACUUUUUUGUUUUACGUUGGGAUGUGGGAGGCUAUGAUGGCGAUGCUGGACUAUCUUCCCAUGUUGUGCUACACCUUCAUCGUGCAGCUAAAAAAAGUUUAGUUUUUCUCAAAUUACUUUCUUUUUCUUGUG
Messenger RNA from Tuber melanosporum (Perigord truffle), 5324 nucleotides. RefSeq lists its product as uncharacterized. The transcript has 12 exons. Lineage: Eukaryota; Fungi; Ascomycota; Pezizomycetes; Pezizales; Tuberaceae. Bases 140 to 5164 code for a protein of 1674 amino acids. Gene Ontology annotation, cellular component: cytosol; RQC complex. The record is from RefSeq and is a predicted model, not a curated record. Gene Ontology annotation, biological process: ribosome-associated ubiquitin-dependent protein catabolic process; rescue of stalled cytosolic ribosome. Gene Ontology annotation, molecular function: ribosomal large subunit binding; ubiquitin protein ligase activity.